Molecule: messenger RNA, 3902 nt
Organism: Pyrus x bretschneideri (Chinese white pear)
Lineage: Eukaryota; Viridiplantae; Streptophyta; Magnoliopsida; Rosales; Rosaceae
Product: protein transport protein Sec24-like At4g32640
Biological process (GO): COPII-coated vesicle cargo loading; intracellular protein transport; endoplasmic reticulum to Golgi vesicle-mediated transport
Cellular component (GO): endoplasmic reticulum exit site; COPII vesicle coat
Molecular function (GO): SNARE binding; zinc ion binding
Source: RefSeq, a predicted model, not a curated record
UCCUCUCCCCCCCCCCUCUCUCUCUCUCUCUCUCUCUCUCUCUCUCCACUCUUCCGUUUCUCCAUCACGAGAACAAACAUUCGCCAAAUCACGACUUUCACUACCUGCCUGCAACUUGCUCAUAGUACGACGAGUAUCAUCACUGGCUACUGACAUGGAAAAUUGAACCGUUGGGUAGGCGAACAAUUGGGCUGUGAAGCAGGGUUCGACUCGUUUCGUUUUGCUUGCAGUUGACGAUCUGAUCGGCGACGGCAGCCGGUUCGGUCGUUCCAGUGACCUAUCUUGCGAGCCCUCUGGUGGGAUCUCGAUCGCGGGUGGGAAGACUUCCAGUGAUCAAUGGCGGCUCUUGUGCGUCCCACAGGGGCACCUAGGCCCAAUAAUAGUAACACUAGCGCCCCACCACCCCCUAAUUACAGUCCUAACAAUGCUCAGAGGGAUCCCGAUUCGUUAGCUGGAAAUAUGCAUUUGAAUCUUAAUAGGCAGCCUUCCAUGCCUAAUUCUGCCUCUAGACCAUCCCUUAUUGGCCAAGCACCGCCUUUUCAUUCGUCAGCCCCUCCUGCUGGGGCUCCCGUUGCACCUCCCCCUUUUUCGCGGCCUGGCCCUCCCCCCGCUGCUCUUGCAAGACCUGCGGCACCUCGAUCAGGAUCCCCACAACCAACAGUAUCCUCUGCCACCACCCCAGUAAGGUCAACUGGGCCGCCUGUUGGCCAGCCUUCAUCUUUUGUGUCCAGACCGCCUCCUGGGUCAUUUCCCCCUGUGGGUGGCGUAGCUCCAGCUUCUGGGCCACCACCUGGUCCUUUUCAUACGUCAGGUUUACCUAGCGGUCCAGUUUCAGUACCGCCACCAGCAUCAGGUCCUCGCCCAGGUCCUGGUUCUUUUCCUUUGGGUAGUGGUCAGAGCAUGCCUCCUACGACUGCACCAGGUAGAUUGAUGAGUAAUGGGCCACCGGUCUUUGGUUCUGGAGCUAUGUUGGGUGGGCCUCGUUUCCCUCCAAGUGGAAAUGCACCUCAACCACCUUUUGGACAUCCACCAACAGUGGCAACGGCAACAGGUCCUCCUCGAACGCCAACCAUGCACUCUAUGCUAGGCACUCCAGCAGUUAGUGCUCCACCAGGUCCUGUUCAGCAGGCACCACCAUUUUCAGCAGUACCACCAUUUUCAGCGGCACCACCAUUUUCAGCGGCACCACCAAGCAUGCAGGCACCUCCGGUUUCUCCCUAUGGCUCACAGACAUGGCCAAUGCAACAAGGGCAGGUGGCUCCACCUUCCCAAUUUCCUGGUUCUGUUCAGUCACCCAGAAUGUUUGGAAUGCCGCCCCCACCACUACCAAAUCAGUCCAUGGCUACUAUCUCACCUGCCGUUGGUCAAACUGGAUCUCCUUUGACUGGGUCAUCGAAGAUAGAUCCGAAUCAAAUUCCUCGGCCUGUACCAGGUUCGUCGGUGCUCAUCCAUGAAACUCGUCAGGGCAAUCAAGCAAAUCCACCUCCGCCUGCUACAAGUGAUUAUAUUGUCAGAGACAAUGGGAAUUGCAGUCCACGUUACAUGAGGUGUACCAUCAGUCAGAUACCAUGCACGGCUGAUCUUUUGACAACAUCAGGGAUGCCCUUAGCUUUGUUGGUUGAACCAUUUGCCCUUCCUCAUCCAGAUGAAGAACCAAUCCAAGUUGUGGAUUUUGGUGAAAGUGGUCCUGUUCGAUGCUCUCGUUGCAAAGGCUACAUAAAUCCUUUCAUGAAGUUCAUUGACCAGGGCAGGAAAUUCAUUUGUAACCUGUGUGGAUUUACUGAUGAGACUCCUCAUGACUACCACUGCAAUCUUGGUCCAGAUGGUAGACGUAGAGAUGCUGAUGAAAGGCCUGAGCUAUGUAGGGGAACAGUUGAAUUUGUUGCUUCAAAAGAAUACAUGGUGCGUGAUCCCAUGCCAGCUGUGUACUUCUUUCUCAUUGAUGUGUCCAUGAAUGCUAUUCAAACUGGUGCAACUGCUGCAGCUUGCAGUGCAAUCAGUCAAGUUAUUGCUGACCUUCCUGAAGGUCCUCGGACAAUGGUGGGAGUUGCAACAUUUGACGCAACAAUCCAUUUUUACAAUUUGAAACGUGCACUGCAGCAGCCUUUGAUGCUUAUUGUUCCUGAUGUGCAAGAUGUUUACACUCCUCUGGAGACUGAUGUGGUUGUUCAGCUCUCGGAGUGCCGUCAACAUUUGGAGCAAUUGUUGGAAAGUAUUCCCACCAUGUUUCAAAAUAGUAAAACUGCUGAAUCAGCCUUUGGUGCAGCAAUCAAGGCUGCUUUCUUGGCAAUGAAGAGUACCGGAGGGAAACUUUUGGUGUUUCAGUCAGUGCUGGCCUCAACUGGAAUUGGAGCCCUCUCUGCUAGAGAGGCUGAAGGAAGGGCUAAUAUAUCUUCAGCUGAGAAGGAGGCACAUAAAUUACUCCAACCAGCAGACAAAACUUUAAAGGCAAUGGCAAUUGAAUUGGCUGAAUUUCAGGUGUGUGUUGACUUAUUUAUCACUACCCAGUCAUAUAUAGACAUUGCUUCUAUCUCUGUCAUCCCAAGAACAACUGGAGGGCAGGUUUACUAUUAUUACCCCUUCUCAGCUGUCUCUGAUCCUGCAAAGCUCUACAAUGAUCUUAGAUGGAAUGUCACAAGACCUCAAGGUUUUGAGGGGGUGAUGCGUGUAAGAUGCAGCCAGGGUAUUCAAGUUCAAGAGUACCAUGGGAGUUUUUGCAAACGUAUCCCUACGGAUGUUGACGUACCUGGGAUUGACUCUGAUAAAACUAUUAUGGUGACCUUAAAACAUGAUGAUAAAUUACAGGAUGGCUCAGAAUGUGGUUUCCAGUGUGCCCUUUUAUACACAACUGUGUAUGGCCAACGGAGAAUUCGAGUUACAACUUUGUCUCUGCCAUGCACAAGUAUGCUAAGUAAUCUGUUUCGUGCUGCUGAUUUGGAUACUCAAUUUGCGUGUUUCAUGAAGCAAGCGGCAAACGAAAUUCCUUCGAGUGCUCUCUUGCGUGUACGGGAACAAGUUACAAAUCUGUGCAUCAGUAGUCUUCUGUCAUAUCGUAAAUUUUGUGCUACCGUAUCAUCUUCUGGACAGCUUAUUCUUCCGGAGGCACUGAAGCUCCUGCCUCUAUACACCCUCGCAUUAAUCAAAAGUACAGGGCUACGAAGUGAUGGAAAAAUAGAUGAGCGGUCCUUCUGGAUCAACCAUGUUUCUUCCCUUUCUGUUCCUUUGGCAGUUCCACUGGUGUACCCCAGAAUGGUGGCCAUUCAUGAUCUCGAAUCCAAAAAGGAGGGUGAUGAAUCUCCAUUUCCUCCGGUGAUUCCACUUUCCAGCGAACAUGUGAGUGACGCGGGAAUUUAUCUUCUCGAGAAUGGUGAUGACUGUUUAAUAUAUAUUGGGAAUUCGGUGGAUCCUGGAAUUUUGCAGCAACUGUUUGGAAUCUCCUCUGCUAAUGAACUUCCUACUCAGUUUGUGCUACAGCAGUAUGAUAAUCCGUUAUCGAAGAAGCUGAAUGAUGUGGUAAAUGAAAUACGGCGCCAGAGAUGUUCCUACCUUCGGUUAAAAUUGUGUAGGAAAGGAGAUCCGUCAGGAGCAUUGUUUUUGUCAUGCUUGGUCGAAGACCAGAGUCCGAAUGGCCCCUCCUAUGUUGAGUUUCUAGUACAUGUCCAUCGGCAAAUACAGAUGAAAAUGGUGUCAUAAGUAACUAGCUUUGCUUCUUCAGGUUGGAAUUGAACGACAAGUUUUUGCUACACUACUCGAGAAAAAUCUGAUGUCUUCACUUUUUUAAAUGUUUUGUUGUGCGGGUCCUAGUAAUGCACCAAUCAUCGAUUAUGAAAAUUCGUUUUGAUUGAUUUGUUUUGAAGAGUGGGGGCUCCUAUAAAUAUUAAUUGAAUAAGCCUUCAAAUUUA